ACUCAAAGCGAAACUGUCAUUCGCAUACGGUGAGAGAUCGGUGCCCAACUUAAGUAAAGAAACAAAACCGGUCCUUAUAGUAAAAGAAAAACCGUAUUGCGUUGUAAAUUGCAUUAUUUUUCCAUACGAGCGCGAACCCGAGAAUUUUCUUCCAUCGUAGACCGACAGUAGAUGUGAUUUCCUUUGUGAUCGACACUUGUUUUUUCUGUGUGAGUGCGGUUUUUUGUUGUUUCCCUAGUCAUGGCUGACGCGGAAACGAAAGAUCGUUUCGAUCCAGAACUCAAAUUUCUUUGCGUGGACAGGAAUCAUUACAAUGACCCGGCCACCCAGGCGGAAUGGACGCAGAAAAGGUUAGUUUGGGUGCCCCAUGAAUCGCAGGGCUUCGUCGCGGCCAGUAUUAAAGGAGAACGGGGUGAUGAAGUCGAAGUGGAGCUCCAGGAGACCGGCAAGAGGACCACCGUGCCCAAGGACGACAUCCAAAAGAUGAAUCCGCCGAAAUUCGACAAGGUCGAGGACAUGGCCGAACUCACCUGUCUGAACGAAGCUUGCGUUCUGCACAACCUCAAAGACCGAUACUAUUCUGGUCUCAUUUAUACCUACUCAGGCUUGUUCUGUGUGGUCGUGAAUCCGUACAGAAAGCUUCCCAUAUAUACAGAUAAAAUCAUGGAAAGGUAUAAAGGAAUCAAGAGACAUGAAGUUCCUCCUCACGUGUUCGCCAUUACAGACACUGCCUAUCGAUCUAUGCUACAAGAACGAGAAGACCAAUCUAUUCUCUGUACUGGAGAAUCAGGUGCAGGUAAAACAGAGAACACAAAGAAGGUAAUUCAAUAUUUGGCCUACGUAGCGGCCUCCAAAUCACCCAAAGGAGCAGGAGCGCAGAAAGAUCUUAUCGGUGGCCUAGAACAGCAAUUGCUUCAAGCGAAUCCCAUUUUAGAAGCCUUCGGUAACGCCAAAACCAUCAAGAAUGACAACUCUUCACGUUUCGGCAAAUUCAUCAGGAUCAAUUUCGAUGCCUCUGGUUUUAUUGCUGGAGCCAACAUAGAAACCUACCUAUUAGAAAAAUCCCGUGCCAUUAGACAAGCGAAACAGGAAAGAACCUUCCAUAUUUUCUACCAACUUCUUGCAGGAGCUUCCGAUGCCCAGAGAAAGGAAUUCAUUUUGGAAGACCCACGAUCCUACGGCUUUCUUCGGGAAGACAAUCAUAUCGUUCCAGGAGUGGAUGAUUCACUCGAAUUUAAUGAGACCGUCAAGAGUAUGAAUAUCAUGGGAAUGACCAGCGACGACUUCAGUGCCAUUUUCAGAGUUGUAUCAGCGGUGAUGCUAUUUAGCAAAAUGGAGUUCAAACAAGAUCGCAGUUCUGAUCAAGCCACUCUUCCAGAUAACACCGUUGCUCAGAAAAUCGCUCAUUUGCUGGGAUUGUCUGUUACGGACAUGACCAGAGCAUUCUUGAAACCUAGAAUCAAAGUUGGCAGAGAUUUCGUCACCAAGAGCCAAACCAAAGAGCAAGUUGAGUUUGCUGUAGAAGCUGUUUCUAAGGCGUGUUACGAACGUAUGUUCAAGUGGUUGGUUACACGCAUUAACAGAUCUCUAGGAAGAACAAAGAGGCAAGGAGCUAGCUUCAUCGGUAUCCUUGAUAUUGCUGGUUUUGAAAUCUUCGAACUCAAUUCUUUCGAACAACUAUGUAUCAAUUAUACAAAUGAGAAGCUCCAGCAACUUUUCAAUCACACGAUGUUCAUUUUAGAACAGGAGGAAUAUCAAAGAGAAGGCAUUGAAUGGAAAUUCAUUGAUUUCGGCUUAGAUUUACAACCUACCAUCGACUUGAUUGAUAAACCUAUGGGUAUCAUGGCUCUAUUAGACGAAGAAUGUUUAUUCCCCAAAGCUACCGAUAAAACAUUUGUCGACAAACUAGUUACAGCUCAUUCUGUACAUCCUAAAUUCAAAAAGAGUGACUUCCGUGGCGUUGCGGACUUUUCCAUAAUUCAUUACGCAGGAAAAGUAGAUUAUUGUGCCAAUCAGUGGCUGAUGAAGAACAUGGAUCCACAAAAUGAAAAUGUGGUAUCUUUGUUACAAACUUCCCAAGAUCCAUUCGUUUUACAUAUCUGGAAAGAUGCUGAGAGCAUAGGAAGAGCUAAAGGAAUGUUUAGAACUGUUUCUUACUUGUACAAAGAACAACUGGCCAACUUGAUGGUUACCUUGCGCAAUACCAACCCCAACUUUGUCCGGUGUAUUAUUCCAAACCACGAUAAGAAGGCUGGCAAAAUCGACGCUCCGUUAGUUCUGGACCAAUUGAGAUGUAACGGUGUUUUGGAAGGAAUUCGUAUUUGCAGGCAAGGUUUUCCAAACAGAAUACCAUUCCAAGAAUUCAGACAACGAUAUGAACUACUUACUCCAAAUGUUAUUAAUAAAGGCUUCAUGGACGGUAAGAAGGCUUGCGAGGCUAUGAUCAAGUCGCUCGAAUUAGACAAAAACCUAUACAGAGUCGGACAAUCGAAAAUAUUCUUCAGAGCUGGAGUCCUAGCCCAUCUCGAAGAAGAAAGAGAUUACAAAAUCACUGAUCUUAUCGUUAACUUCCAAGCUUUCUGUAGAGGUUUCUUGUCUAGAAGAAAUUACCAAAAGAGAGUACAACAACUUAAUGCUAUCCGCAUCAUUCAAAGAAACUGUUCUGCAUACUUAAAACUUAGAAACUGGCAGUGGUGGAGACUAUAUACGAAAGUUAAACCUCUUCUUGAAGUCACUAAACAGGAAGAAAAACUCAUGCAAAAAGAAGACGAACUCAAACAGGUGAAAGAUAAAUUAGAACAUCAUGCUAAAACAGCUCAAGAAUUCGAAAAGAAAUAUCAGCAAGCCCAAGAAGAAAAGGUCAUUCUUCAAGAACAGCUCCAAGCUGAAGUUGAGCUGUGCGCUGAAGCUGAAGAAAUGAGAGCAAGAUUAACAGCCCGAAAACAAGAAUUAGAAGAAAUUUUACAUGAUCUUGAAGCUAGAAUUGAAGAAGAAGAGGAACGAGCUACUAGUUUGAACAAUGAUAAAAAGAAAUUGCAGCUGACUAUUCAAGAUUUGGAAGAACAGCUAGAAGAAGAAGAGGCCGCCAGACAGAAGCUACAGUUAGAAAAGGUUCAGUGUGAUAAUAAAUUAAAGAAAUUAGAAGAGGAUUUGGCUCUGAGCGAAGAUACCAAUCAAAAAUUAAUAAAAGAAAAGAAAGUAUUAGAGGAAAGAAGCAAUGAUUUAAGUCAAGCAUUGGCCGAGGAAGAAGAGAAAGCUAAACAUCUAUCCAAACUUAAAGCUAAACACGAGUCUACAAUUGCUGAACUAGAAGAAAGGUUAUUAAAAGAUCACCAACAAAGACAAGAAACUGAUAGAUCAAAAAGAAAAGUAGAAACCGAAGUAAAUGAUUUGAAAGAACAAGUAAACGAAAAACGUGUACAAAUUGAAGAACUCCAACUACAAUUGGGUAAAAGAGAAGAAGAAUUGGCCCAAGCGAUGGUUAAAGUAGACGAAGAAAGUGCUCAAAAAGCUAUAUCACAAAAAGCUCUACGAGAACUAGAAAGUCAACUUACCGAGCUACAGGAAGACUUAGAGGCUGAAAAAGCAGCCAGAAGCAAAGCUGAAAAAUUGAAACGUGAUUUGAACGAAGAAUUAGAAGCUCUUAAAAAUGAACUUUUGGAUUCUUUAGACACAACGGCUGCUCAACAAGAGCUCAGAUCGAAGAGAGAACAGGAAUUGGCAACGCUGAAGAAGACGUUGGAAGAAGAGGCUCAACAGCAUGAAGGAUCCGUAACUGAUAUGCGUCACAAGCAUUCACAAGAGCUGGGUAUCUUAAAUGAACAGUUAGAGAAUCUGAAGAAAGUAAAAGCCAACCUGGAAAAGGCCAAACAGAGCCUUGAAGCCGAAAAUGCCGAUCUUACAAGCGAAUUGAGGAAUGUUGGAGCGAGCAGGCAAGAAGGUGAGAGACGUCGUAAACAAGCUGAGAGUCAGUUAGCAGAACUUUCAGUAAAACUAACAGAAGUAGAAAGAUCUAAAGUCGAAUUGCAAGAGAAAACAAUCAAAUUACAGCAAGAAUUAGAAAACGUCGCCCAACAACUUGAAGGAGCUGAGUUAAAGGCGUCUGCUGCUGUUAAGAGUCAAGCAACCAUAGAAUCACAAUUUACCGAAGUGCAAGCUGCUCUUGAGGAAGAAACCAAGCAAAAACUGGCUCUAAGUUCUAAACUACGACAACUAGAGUCGGAAAAAGAAACUCUUCAAGAACAGAUGGAGGAAGAAGAGGAGGCCAAGAGGAACAUAGAAAAACAGGUUGCUGUAUUGAGUGUUCAACUCGCCGAAGCCAAGAAAAAGGCAGAAGACGAAGCCGAACAGGCCGCCAUACUUGAAGAAAGCAAGAAGAAAUUGGCCAAAGACCUGGAAGCUGUCCAGAGUAAAGUAGAAGAGUUAACGGCAAUAAACGAUAAACUGGAAAGAAGUAAAAAGAAGAUUGCUGCUGAAUUAGAAGACGCCAAUAUCGAUCUGGAAACGCAGAGACAGAAAGUAUCUGAAUUAGAAAAGAAACAGAAAAAUUUCGAUAAAGUCUUGGCAGAAGAGAAAGCUGUUAGUGAACAGUUGGCUACUGAAAAGGAUAUCGUUGAAAAAGAAGCAAGAGACAAGGAAACCUUAGUACUCUCCUUGAAAAGGGAACUGGAUGACUCUAACGUUAAAAUCGAAGAGCUAGAAAGAAUUCGCAGACAACUACAAGGAGAACUCGAUGAACUUGUCAACAACCAAGGAACUGCUGACAAAAAUGUCCACGAAUUGGAAAAAGCCAAGAGAUCGCUCGAAAGUCAAUUGGCCGAACUUAAAGCUCAAAAUGAAGAACUUGAAGAUGAACUACAGUUGACUGAAGACGCCAAACUUCGAUUAGAAGUCAACAUGCAGGCGCUUAGAGCACAGUUCGAACGAGACAUACAAGCUAAAGAAGAGCAGGCUGAAGAAAAACGUCGUGGCAUCGUCAAACAGCUCAGAGAUCUCGAAGCCGAGCUGGACGAGGAGAGAAAACAAAGAGCAGCAGCUGUUAGUACAAGAAAGAAGCUCGAGGGCGAUAUUAAAGAGUUAGAGGGACAGAUCGAACUUCACUGUAAGGUAAAGGAAGACGCUCUCAAGCAGUUGAAGAAAUCACAACAACAGUGCAAAGAGGCUAUCAGGGAUGCCGAAGAAUGUAGAGCUGCCAGAGAUGAAUAUGCAGCGGCAAGUAAAGAGGCUGAAAGGAAAGUCAAGACUUUGGAAGCGGAAGUACUUCAAUUAACGGAUGAUCUCACUAAUUCCGAUAAACUCAGAAGGGCAGCCGAGGCCGAGAGGGAUGAAUUACUUGAAGAAAUUAGCAAUAGCAAUAAUAAGGGUACUUUACUUAUCGAUGAAAAACGCAGAUUAGAAGCAAGAAUAGCAACUUUAGAGGAAGAACUCGAAGAGGAACAGAGUACUAACGAAAUUCUACAAGAUAGAACUAGGAAAGCUCAAUUGAAUAUUGAACAGUUGACUGCUGAACUUACUAAUGAAAGAUCAACAGCGCAAAAACAGGAAUCCCAUAGAGUUUUGCUUGAGAGGCAGAACAAGGAGCUCAAAGCUAAACUGGCCGAACUCGAAACGGCUCAAAGAACCAAGACUAAGGCAACCAUCGCUGCAUUGGAGAGUAAAAUUGCCAAUCUUGAAGAACAACUUGAGGUUGAAGCGAAAGAGCGCCUGGCCCAACAAAAAACCAAUAGAAAACUGGACAAGAAAACAAAGGAAUUGGUUAUGCAGCUGGAAGACGAACGACGACAUGCAGACCAAUACAAAGAGCAGGUAGAAAAGGCCAAUGCCCGAGUCAAAGCAUUGAAACGGCAGUUAGAUGAAGCCGAAGAAGAAGUGACAAGAGAAAAAGCACAGAAACGAAAGGCGCAAAGGGAAUGCGAAGAUAUGCUUGAGUCACACGAGUCUAUGACCAGGGAAAUUAAUAAUCUUAAGAGCAAACUGAGCAUAUCUCAACUCACAACCCCGCCAGCUUUCACUACAAACGAACAAUUGCAAACGAGUUUACCGGAAGCAAUAAAGAAAAUGUGGGGGGUUGCUUUCGAAAUUAAGCGAGGCACUAUGGGCAUUUCAUCGUCACGACUGAGCUCCACGAAACGGGGCUCCAUCCAGACCAGCGGAAACGGUUCCGGUGACGAUUCCACAACGCAGGACGAAGCCAUGGAUGGGGAUGAUGCCCCCAACUAAAUUAUUUAUAUUAAAAUAUUGCCCAUUUAAUUUUUAUCCAUUAAUAACAACAGAUAAUUAGACAGGAGUGAAAAUAAACAUUUCGAUUAGUAUUAAGGUAUCAAGGUUAGAGUGACAAAAUGCUUAGAUACACGUCAUAUGUCAUACGUCGUGUACAUAUACAUCUUAUCAAACUAGUAAUGUUCUUUAUUAAGGCCAAAAAUAUGGAAUGAUUACGUAAUAUGUCAUUUCGGAUUGUUUUGGAUGAGAUUCUAUGCUGUUGUUUUCUGAUUUAAAUGCUGUUCAGGCAAUAGUUGCUUUUCUUUCAUCAAAUGACCCAUAAUUUGUGUAUACUGUAAAUUCCUAAUUUCUGGAGAGUUUUGUACCACUAAUAAUGUAACAUAUUACUGCCGUGUGCAUUUUAGAUCCAUAUAGAGCAUACUUGCAGAAAAACCAUAGCUCAGAUGUACAUUCCUACCUUAACACUACUCCAACAAAUACUUUGGCCAAAAAAUUUUCAUUUCUAUCUAAUAUCGACGUAUUAUAAAAUAUCAUUCACCUAGCGAAAAAGUUUGCUUCUUUGUAAAUACAUUUAUGUUUUUCUAGUACUUAGCAAGAUAUUUAUAAACUUUUGGUUGGAUCAAGACGUAUUUUCAUUUGAAACUAUUAAAGCUGGUAAAAAAAUGUUAACUAGCUAAAAACUACUUCUAAAACGUACUUUUUUCGUACUUAAAAAGAAUUUACUCCAAAGUUUUGAUGUAUAUCCAAAAAAAAUACAUAUACUGUUAGUGGGUGCGUUAUAUAUCCUUGAGGAUACUUCUCAUUCUAGCUCUGAUGGAUAGCUUUUUUGAAUGGUGAAAAAUGUAAUUUAUUGCUGAUUUACAAGUUUCUUCUAUAAUGCCAGAACAUGGUAACUACUGUAGAAUAUAACUAACUACUCAUUUAUUGGGUAAUACCAUGAUUCGAUCAUAUUUCUUUCGGAUUGUUGGCAUUUCGGAAACUUAAGAAUAUUCUGGUCAGUUUACUAUCCUAAUGUUUCGUCACCAUACUUGUUAGUUCUUCUUUAUUCGUCAAUUAUUUUCUGUAAUAAUAUAUUCUAGUUACUGUAAUCAUUUACAGUUUUUAUAUACUGAAAUCUUCAUAAACCUUCCAUAAAUUUGGAUUAUAAUUGUUUUCCAGCAUCAAGCUGGUCGCGAAAUAAAACCAUCUUGAUCCAACUUUACUUACAGAAAAUUGGCCAGAAGCAUUUAUUUACUAUAUAAGGGGCCUACCAUUUAAUGGAUUUAUUGGUAAAGCUGGUUCUUUCAAUCUAAAACGAAUGGGCUAGCAUACAUUAUUUUUUUACAUAUUGAUUUUUAUGUUUAAGAUUUUUAUUUAUAUAAACUUCAUCUUGAUACUUUUUUGAUUUAAUUAUCUACGUAUUUUUUAGUCUGAUGACGAGUAUUUUUGUUAAUUGGGUAAAGUUAUCUUUAUCGCGUACCAAUACCAAUUAUUCUUUUAAUAUAUUUCAUCUUACAUACUUCGAAAGUAUAGUCAAUGCUAAUGUAAUAAUAUAUAAUGAAAAAUAGUAUAGACAUUAACAUUUUGAUACACAAGUAUAUUUGUAGAGUAUAUAUUUUGUAAAGACAUCUAUAUUUUAGUCGAAACAUGAUUUUGAUAUGCAUGUUUUUGUAUAAACAACUUCUUGAAUUUUGUAAAUAUCUUUAAGCGUAAUUAUGGGGGUUCAGGGCUCAUUUUCAUUAUUCUUUGAUGAGUUGAAUAAAACUAUAUCUACAUCAUCACUU
This is a messenger RNA of Diabrotica balteata, 7982 nucleotides long. The record is from the annotation of a GenBank genome assembly. NCBI's taxonomy places the organism in Eukaryota, Metazoa, Arthropoda, Insecta, Coleoptera, Chrysomelidae.